Molecule: messenger RNA, 3469 nt
Organism: Lepidothrix coronata (blue-crowned manakin)
Lineage: Eukaryota; Metazoa; Chordata; Aves; Passeriformes; Pipridae
Gene: PPEF2
Product: protein phosphatase with EF-hand domain 2
Exons: 17
Coding region: 1250-3394 (714 amino acids)
Biological process (GO): negative regulation of MAPK cascade; detection of stimulus involved in sensory perception
Cellular component (GO): nucleus; cytosol
Molecular function (GO): calcium ion binding; iron ion binding; protein serine/threonine phosphatase activity
Source: RefSeq, a predicted model, not a curated record
UUAAGGUACUUCUCCAGCAUGGCAUUCUAUGGUUCUGUCAUGUUUACUUCUUUAAAAAUGGAGGAUCACUUAUUUCUGUUUAAGAUUUCAUCUGCUUUGUGUGUCCACUUCUUAAAAAGAAAGUAGUUUUUCUGCUUUUUCAAGCCUUAGAAUUGUUAAGUAACGAAACAGAACUGAGCUAAGUAAUCCUUUUUCCCCAUCCUUUCCCUUCUGCAGUAUAGAUCCCCUAGCUACAAAACUACAGUCCAACAGAGGUAAAGGGUGAAACCAUUAAUUGUUUUUUCUCUGUAAAUUUGCAUUUAGCAAAAGGUGACUUGCAAGUGUGUUAGAACUGACUCUUAAGAUGGGAGAGGCUAACAUGCUGUGUAUCUCAUUUAUAAUCCCUUCAGUAAUCCUAAUCCAGGUUCAGGCCUGUAGCCUUUCUUAAGGAUCACAUGAGAGAGGAUUCUUUAAGGCAGUAAUUAAGUCGAGGGGUCCACACCUCUUCUGGGCUGCACAUGUACGAAGACAUGGCCUGUCCUGCUGCGUGCCCAAGGGAGCACCUCACUUGAUUGCAUUCUGAGGAGUUUCUGCAUCUGUAAUCAAACCAAUCGCUUCAAAGAUCAUUCAUAUCUUUGAGUACAGAAUAGAACAAAAAUCUACCAAGCGGAGAGCUUCUAUUGUGUUUAUCUCAACAAAUCCCUAACUUAGGAAUUGGCAAGGUAAGUUGCAUUUUUCGUUUUAUUUUUGUGACAGGGUGUUAUGUCCAGCACCCGUAGUUUGAGGUGAAAUAUCCUUUUUAUAUACUGAGCUGUAUACAAGCUUCACCAUCUCCUUUCCAGCUACAAGAUGUGCUGAGUCCAAUGUACACAUGGGCCAUACAUAAGUAUUUACUCCUAGGGGCAAGGCAGGAUUAUCACUUUCCCUAGUGCUACCUGAGAUUUGCUUUCUUGAGAGAAGUAUUUGGUUAUUUUAUCAAUUAAUCUGUAGCUCUUAAAACUGUUGCUGUUUUCUUUCAGUGAAACUUUCCUUCUGAUGUCUUUCAGGUUUUUCCCUGUUAAAAUCUCAGUAAGUCUGUCUUCUUGUUGCCUUCCAUGUUCUACUCAUCUGUCCCCUCAGCUGCUGGACUGUCUAUAAAAUGGGCAGAUUCUCAGCACUGUGGGACAUGUUGCAGCUGUUUUGAUUCUGACUGAAUGGUGUUUGCUGCAUCUCUCUGGUGGUUUUGGUGACACUGGGCCAGUCUGCAACACUGGAGCAUUGGUUGGAGAACAUGGGAUCUGGUAGUUCUGUAAAUGUCGAUUACAAGUACUCCCUGCAGAAGUCUGAAAAUGCUUUCAAGGCAGCUGUUUUGAUCCAGCAGUGGUAUCGGCGCUAUGUUGCUCGGCUGGAGAUGCGCCGCCGCUGCACCUGGAGAAUCUUCCAGUCCAUCGAGUAUGCCUGUGAGCAGGACCAGAUCAAGCUUCACAACUUCUUCAGUUACCUCAUGGAGCAGUUCACGCCAAGCAGCAGCAAAGAGAGGGAUUUUAUCAGUCGCAUGUUCAUAAGUGGAGAAAGCUACAAAGAGGCAGAGCUGGAAAAAUACUGUGACUAUGAAUCCAUAGAGGUGCCAGACUCUUACACUGGACCCCAUCUCUCUUUCCCACUCCUUCCUGACCAUGCAACUGCCUUGCUGGAAGCUUUCAAACAGAAACAACAGCUCCACGCUCGAUAUGUCUUAAACCUUCUGCAUGAGACCAGGAAGCACCUCAAGCAGCUGCCAAACAUCAGCCACGUCUCCACCUGCUACAGCGAGGAGGUCACUGUGUGUGGAGACUUGCACGGCCAGCUGGAUGACUUGUUCCUCAUAUUUUAUAAGAAUGGCCUUCCUUCCCCUUCCAAGUCCUACGUGUUCAACGGAGACUUUGUAGACAGAGGCAAACAGUCCCUUGAGGUCCUCAUCAUCCUCUUUACCUUCCUGUUGAUCUAUCCAAAGGAGGUUCACCUCAACCGUGGGAACCAUGAGGACCACAUGGUCAACUUACGCUAUGGCUUCACCAAGGAAGUGAUGCAGAAAUACAAGGUGCAUGGGAAGAAAAUCUUAAGGAUGUUCCAAAAUGUCUUCUGCUGGCUGCCCCUGGCCACCCUGAUUGAUCAGAAAGUCCUUAUUCUACACGGGGGCAUCUCUGACACCACUGACCUGGACAUGCUUGAGAAAAUUCAAAGGGACAAAUUUAUUUCUGUAUUAAGAAUGAAGAAAAGGAAGGAGUCCAAUAGAAAAGUGGAAAUGCGGGACAUAAACGGGGAGAGCAAAUCAGAGGCUGAUGCAGCAGGGAACGAGGCAGCUCCCAGGCUAUCUCUGCAGCCCCAGCCAGCCCAGGCUCCCAGCACGGCCAACAGGCUGGAGUUCUCCAGGUGGAUCCGGCAGACGGUGCAGGAGCAAAUCGACACGUGCCGCCGGCUGGUGGACAUCAGCGAGUCGGAGCCAGAGGAGCUCACCUACUCCAGCACGGUCUCCCUGAAGUAUGGGGAUGAGCCGUGCCAGCCUCAUCAGGAGGAGUGGCAGCAGAUCUUAGACAUUCUCUGGAGUGACCCCAUGCCUCAGGAGGGCUGCAGAGCAAACAAGGUGCGAGGUGGCGGCUGCUACUUUGGGCCUGAUGUGACAGAGAAGAUCCUUGAGAAGUACAACUUGCAGUUCCUUAUCCGCUCCCAUGAGUGCAAGCAAGAAGGCUACGAGUUCUGUCACAGGCGGAAGGUGCUGACCAUAUUUUCAGCCUCAAACUACUAUGAGAUUGGCAGCAACAGGGGAGCCUAUGUGAAGCUGGGACCAGACCUCGUCCCUCACUUUGUUCAGUACCAAGCAAACAAGUCGGCCCAUAUGCUCACUAUGACCCAAAGAAUCAGCAGAGUAGAGGAAUCUGCCUUCCGAGCCCUGCGGGAGAAGCUCUUUGCUCACACCUCUGCCCUCAUCAGUGCGUUCAAGGCCUACGAUGAGGACAACACAGGAAGGAUCACACUGAGCAACUGGGCAACAGCAGUGGAGUCAGUCCUGCGCCUGGGCCUGCCCUGGCGAAUGCUGAGACCGCAGCUGGUGCGCAGCACGGAGGAUGGCAUGCUGGAGUACAAAUCCUGGCUGGAUGACCUGGCCAUGGAGCAGCGGAGCCAAGAGCACAUCCAGUCAAGCCUGCUGGAAGUCAUUUACCGGAACAGAUCCAACUUGGAGACAAUAUUCAGGAUCAUAGACAAGGACCAUUCAGGUCUUAUCUCGUUUGAAGAAUUCCAGCAGACCUGGAAGCUGUUCAGCUCCCACAUGAACAUUGAGCUCACGGAUGAUGGCAUCAAUGACUUGGUUCGCAGCAUCGAUUUCAAUAAGGAUGGGAACAUUGACUUCAACGAGUUCCUGGAGGCCUUCCGCCUUGUCAGGCAGUGCCAGGCGUGAGAGCCCGCAGGAGGCUGUCAUGUCCAAUGCCUUCAUGUCUGAGCAGCCGGGACCGUGUCCCACCCAACUGCAGAG